Molecule: messenger RNA, 3527 nt
Organism: Megachile rotundata (alfalfa leafcutting bee)
Lineage: Eukaryota; Metazoa; Arthropoda; Insecta; Hymenoptera; Megachilidae
Gene: Hira
Product: histone cell cycle regulator-like protein
Biological process (GO): DNA-templated transcription; chromatin remodeling; regulation of DNA-templated transcription
Cellular component (GO): nucleus; HIR complex; chromatin
Molecular function (GO): protein binding; nucleosome binding
Source: RefSeq, a predicted model, not a curated record
GGAGGAAACCAACGACCAAGUUGAAGAAAUCUUCAUUACCCACCAUAGUAUUCAUACAUUGGCGUAUACUGUACCUAAUUCACAAUCGACAUAUAUAUAUGUAUAUAAUACAUUUUUAAAUUUCUAGAUUCCUUGAUUAGCAUAUUCUUGUAUUCGUAUAUCUCUAGAUCCCUAACGCGUUUACUUAGUAUAAACAAAAUAAUUCAGGAAUUUUUAUUUAUACUCUGUAGCUCUACACCCUAUCUUGUUUUAUCUAAACACUCCCUUACGUGUUUAUGAAAAUGAACCUGAAUGUAUUGCCGGUAAUCAUCCGGUGAUAGAAUUAUGUUUAUAUCUUAAGGUUAUGCGUUUUAACCAAAUGUUAUAGUGACAGAACUAAAAGUUAUUAUUACAUAUCGUGGUACCCAUAAUGAAUUAUGGAUAAAGAAUUGCGGAAUAAUUAUUAAGUUAAUUCAAUUUUAUUAAAUAAAAGUAAAAAUAUGAAAUUGGUGAAGCCAAACUGGGUUACACAUGAUGGAUACUCAAUAUUUUCUGUGGAUAUACAUCCAGAUGGAAAAAGGUUUGCCACUGGUGGUCAAGGUGGAGAUUCUGGAAGGGUUGUUAUAUGGAAUAUGGAACCAGUAGUUAAUGAAAUUGCAGAAUUAGAUGAAAAUAUUCCAAAGAUGCUAUGUCAGUUAGAUAAUCAUCUUGCAUGCGUCAAUUGUGUUAGAUGGAGUAAUAAUGGAUUAUUAGCAUCAGGUGGUGUAGAUAAAUUAAUUAUGAUUUGGAGAUUAUCUGGAGGAUCAGGUGGCAGUACUUUGUUUGGUGGAAAAUCAAGUGUGGAAACAUGGCGUUGUAUAGCUACAUUACGUUCACAUGAAGCUGAUGUACUUGAUCUUGCAUGGGCACCUCACAGUCCAUGGUUAGCUUCUGCAUCAGUGGAUAACAGUGUAAUUGUAUGGGAUGCUUCCAAAUUUCCAGCUAUUGUCGCUGUUCUAAAAGGUCACACAGGAUUUGUAAAAGGAAUUACUUGGGAUCCAGUAGGAAAAUAUUUAGCCUCUCAGUCUGAUGAUAAAACAUUACGAGUAUGGCGCACUACAGAUUGGACUGAAGCAGCUCUAAUAUCAGAACCAUUUGAUGAAUGUGGUGGAACAACUCACGUUUUAAGACUUUCUUGGAGUCCAGAUGGUCAGUAUUUAGUAUCAGCUCAUGCAAUGAAUGGUGGAGGUCCCACUGCACAAAUAAUUGAAAGAGAUGGAUGGACACAAGAUAAAGAUUUUGUUGGGCAUCGUAAAGCUGUUACAUGUGUAAGAUUUAACGGUAAUAUUUUACAAAAAAAGCAGCCAGGUUCUUCAAAACCACAACAGUAUUGCUGUGUUGCUAUAGGAUCUCGCGAUCGUUCUCUUUCUGUAUGGUUAACAUCGCUAAAACGACCUUUGGUGGUAAUACACGAAUUGUUUACACAUUCAGUCUUAGAUGCUAGUUGGUCACCAUGUGGUCUUAGAUUAGCUGCUUGUUCUUGGGAUGGAUCUGUUGUGCUUAUUGAAUUUACACAGCAGGAAUUAGGUCAACCACUUGAUCCUGCUGAACAAAGUAGUCUUCAUGAACGUUUGUAUGGUAAACCAUUGGUUCAAGGUGGUUGCACUGUAAUGGAAGCACCUGAACUUCUUAAUUUAAAAACAUCAGCACCUCCAACACAACCAAUUCAAAGUCCUUCAAAUACAACUUCUGUUCAGCCACCAACUACUACUUCAACCACUCCUGCUAAAGGUCCUAUCAACAAACAAAUUGAGACAAGGACAUCAGAUGGCAAAAGACGAAUAACUCCAAUGUUUAUACCACCACCGUCUGAUAGAAUAGAUUCAUCAAGUGGUAUACUAGGAACACCAACAUUUACAAGUCAAGUUAAAAGUUCAAUUGUUAUAGAAAAACGAAAUGACGUUGUAGCACCUAACGUUACAACUUCUAUAAAUCCAGCCAACGCAAAUACUUCAGCUUCUACACUUACUUUGAAACGACGGGAACAGUCUACGCCAAGACCACAUCCCACAUCAUUUAAUAAAAAACCAAAAGUCACAUCUGAGAGGAAUACAAAUCAAGUCAUACUUCCUCCUUUAAAACCAUCCAAUUCAUUAUCUCAACAAGCUGGUCACUAUGCAGUAACCGUAACUAAUAAUCAAGGUUUAUCCCAUUUGCAAGUAUUUAAAGGUACAGAUUCUGAACCAACCUGGGAUUUAUAUUUGGGAUACAGUGCUGUUGCUUUAGCAGCAUCACCAGCUGUUAUAGCACUUGGUUUAGAAGAUGGUAGUCUUCAUACAUUUCAUCCUGCAAAAGGGUGUCGACCAGCGCCUCCUUUAGCUCCACCUGCACCACUUGCAAAAGUUCACGCAGUUGGAAAUGCAGUAAUGGUCAUUUCAAGCUGUGGUGCAGUACGUGUUUGGGAAAUAGGAUAUUCAUGCAGAAUGAUAGUUUCAACUUCUGCAGCACAUUUAGCAGUACCUGGCACCUCUCUACUAUCUUGUACUUUAUACAAUGGAAUGCCACAUUUAGCUUUCACUAAUGCUAGGGCGUAUAUGUAUCAUAAAGAAAUGGGUACAUGGCUAUUAAUUGGUGAUAGUCAAGAUCCAAUAUGGCGCUGGGCAUCAUUUAAUGCAUCAUCUGUUACUGGCAACAGAGCUCCCAGAGGUCCACUUUUUUCUUUGCAGGAAGGACUACUUAGAACUGCUGGAAAUACUCUACCUAAUCCCAGAUUACCUCAUAGUGCUCCAAGUGUAGUCUCUUAUUUGGAACAACAAUUACUUGCUUCCAAAGCUCUUGGAAGUACUCAGGAAUAUAUACAUUGGCUUAUGGCCUUGGUAUCAUUUCUAUUAACUCAAGAUGGAUUGGAAAAACGUCUGAGGUUAAUCUUAGAUGAACUUUUGGGUCCAAGUCAUACAUCAGCUUCUAAAAGUAUAUGGGAUCCUUUAAUUUUGGGAAUUAAGAAACAUAAACUUUUGGAAGAUGUAUUGUCUGUUGUUGGUGGACAUCUUCGUUGGCAAAGAUUGUAUCUUGAGUAUACAGAGCAACUAACUGCAUUAAAAAAUCAAAUUAAUUAAAAGUAUCUGAUCGUAACAUAGAUCUGAUAGAACCUAUAGAAUUUUAUAUUAUAACUAAAAUGGUAUCAAAAAUGAUCAAGGUAUGGUUUAGAUUCCGUACUAAAUGUAACACAUAAACGUACUUAGUGCGAAACUAUAAAAGUAAUGAAAGUUUAAUUUAUUUUCGAUAUUUUAUGUACGUUUAUUUAAUUCAUAUACUAUAUUAAUUACUUAAUAAAACAUAUCAGAAGUCAACAAUGAUGUGCAGUUAGAAAAUAAAUGUGUGAAUUUAUAUACAUUUACAACUAAUUUAAGUUCCAGAAAGUACCUAUUAAUUUUUUGAUACCAAUUUAGACCUCAAUCUGUAUUUCCUGUAUAUUUUUAAAAACAAAUAUGUACAGACUUUUUUAUAUCUUGUACAACACGAUAAUUAAAAUAAAUUCAUAAUAAAAAUAAUAUUUUAUAUAAAAUAAA